Molecule: messenger RNA, 525 nt
Organism: Naegleria gruberi
Lineage: Eukaryota; Heterolobosea; Eutetramitea; Acrasida; Naegleriidae
Exons: 1
Coding region: 1-525 (174 amino acids)
Source: RefSeq, a predicted model, not a curated record
AUGGAUGGAAAUGUUUUAGGUGCUUUUAAUUCAAUGCCAUAUAAUGAAAGAGGACAUAAAUAUUAUGGAAAUGGUGAAAUUAUGUUAUAUUCAUUUAAAAAUUCAACAAAUAUCAAAACUUAUCAUUGGACUAAAUUAAAUGAUUUCUUCAUUAGAUCAACAGAUUCAAUGAUUUGUUAUGGUGGUGAUGAAUUUGGAAGAAGUGCUCUCAUCAUUGAUGGUGAAUUAUUAACUGGUAGUACAAAUAUUUGUAAGACUUUUGCAUGUUCAGAUGAUUCAAAUGUUGAACAAACUCCAUUAUUGGAAAAGGAAAUUUCAUCUGCAACCACUCCAUCAAAUAGUGGUAGUAGCAGCAGUACACUUGUUAAAUCACAAUCCAUUACAACUUUUAGUACUGAAGUUGAUUUUGAAAUUUAUGCUUUGGAAGUUUGGGGAUUUGAACAAAUUGUCAAGAAGGAAACUAGAUCCAAUUCAAUCAAGACUAAUGUUGCUGCCUCAACUCUAUUGGAUUAUUCUCAUUAUUAG